CCUGCUAAUUCAAAGCGAAAACAAUAUUCCUCUUGCCCGCUGGAAAUGGCCGAAACCAUCAGCAGCAGCUCCAAAAUGAAUAAACUCCAAGGCAAAGUGGUCAUCGUCACCGGCGGCGCCAGCGGCAUAGGAGAGGCGGCCGCUCGGCUCUUCGCCGCCCACGGCGCUCGCAUGGUCGUCAUCGCCGACGUCCAAGAAACGGGCCGAGAAGUCGCUGCUUCCAUCGGCACGAGCAGCUGCACCUAUGUACGCUGCGACGUUACGGACGAGCUCCAGGUGGAGUCCCUGGUCCGAUCGACCGUCAACCUCUGGGGCCGCCUCGACGUCAUGUUCAGCAACGUCGGCGUCGUGAGCGGGUGCGACCAGACCGUGCUCGACCUCGACCUGGGCCGGCUCGACCGGGUCAUGGCGGUCAACGUGCGCGGGAUGGCCGCCUGCGUGAAGCACGCGGCGCGCGCGAUGGUGGAGGGGCGCGUGAGGGGAAGCAUCGUGUGCACGUCGAGCGUGAUGGGGCGCACGGGCGGGGCCCGCAACACGGACUACCACAUGUCGAAGCACGCGCUGGCCGGGCUGGUGAGGUCGGCGAGCGUGCAGCUAGGGGCCCACGGGAUCCGCGUGAACUCGGUGUCGCCGUACGCGGUGGCGACGCCCGGGCUGUGCGGCAUGCUGGGGAUGGAGGCAGAGGAGGCGGAGAGGGCGUACGGGCAGUACGUGUGCCUCAAAGGAGGGGAGCCAAUGAAAGCGCGGCACGUGGCGGAGGCGGCGCUGUUCCUGACAAGCGAUGAGGCGGCGUUCGUGACGGGGCACGAUCUGGUGGUGGACGGUGGAUUCCUACACCAGCCCUUCCGGUCGAGUCAGACAAAUAUCCAGCUCUCGGUUCCGGCCAGUAGCUCUUUUUCCGAUCAAUCACAUUAGAACAAUGUUUGAUGGUGUAAUGCAAGAAUGAUUUUGGAAAUGAUGGGAAACAGCUGUCGUUUUACCU
This is a messenger RNA of Rhodamnia argentea, 982 nucleotides long. RefSeq names its product (+)-cis,trans-nepetalactol synthase NEPS2-like. The record is from RefSeq and is a predicted model, not a curated record. The transcript has 2 exons. NCBI's taxonomy places the organism in Eukaryota, Viridiplantae, Streptophyta, Magnoliopsida, Myrtales, Myrtaceae. The coding region runs from base 46 to 915 and encodes 289 amino acids.